CAACACACAACAUGGUCCUCAAGAUCCGUCUCGCGCGUUUUGGCAAGCGCCACGCACCUUUCUACAACAUCGUCGUCGCCCACGCCCGAACCGCUCGCGGCAGCAAACCUCUCGAAGUCCUCGGCACAUACGACCCCAUCCCGAAAACACCCAUCGACAGUAGCGAGACGGCGAAGAAGUUCAAGGAUAUCAAGCUCGACAUUGAUCGCGCAAAGUACUGGUUGGGUGUGGGUGCUCAGCCGAGUGAGCCCGCUUGGAGGUUGCUUAGCAUGAUUGGUCUCAUGGAGCCCAAGUACAGGUUGGGACAGGAACUCAAGAAGGAGGGUGCUGAUGCAUGAGUCUCUUGAUUUGGGAAUCGCAUUUACCGUGUACGAUUGAAAAGGAAGAAGGGGAUAUCCACUGGGAUUGCAUGGCAAAGGCGUUCGGGCGUUGUUCUAAGAGAUUGAGAUGGAGUGAAUGCUUUGAUCUAUCACGACUGGCGUCUCAGGACAUUGUUAGAGUCCAAGAACUCAAGACAACUAACCACGGUCACAUAACCAUUUCAAGAAUGGAAGGGAGAUAAGAGGCACGCGAUAUGUCACGAGAGCGCUGGAGAUGAUUUGAAGUUGAUAAUUCAUGACGGCGAUGUGCC
Molecule: messenger RNA, 631 nt
Organism: Aureobasidium pullulans EXF-150
Lineage: Eukaryota; Fungi; Ascomycota; Dothideomycetes; Dothideales; Saccotheciaceae
Product: ribosomal protein S16, mitochondrial
Exons: 3
Coding region: 12-338 (108 amino acids)
Biological process (GO): mitochondrial translation
Cellular component (GO): mitochondrial small ribosomal subunit; ribosome
Molecular function (GO): structural constituent of ribosome
Source: RefSeq, a predicted model, not a curated record